This is a messenger RNA of Thunnus maccoyii (southern bluefin tuna), 2336 nucleotides long. It is a transcript of the gene kitlga, whose product is annotated as kit ligand a. The transcript is spliced from 10 exons. Gene Ontology annotation, cellular component: plasma membrane. The record is from RefSeq and is a predicted model, not a curated record. Lineage: Eukaryota; Metazoa; Chordata; Actinopteri; Scombriformes; Scombridae. Bases 376 to 1188 code for a protein of 270 amino acids. Gene Ontology annotation, biological process: positive regulation of cell population proliferation; cell adhesion. Gene Ontology annotation, molecular function: stem cell factor receptor binding; cytokine activity.
GUGAACCUCUUCAUACUGCGGCUCGUCAGAGGGCGGCUCUUUGACUGCUUUUUACGCAUCAUUAUAAAGGCUUACUCCCUCCCUCUGCGCGCUGUCCCGCUCCUCCGCUGCGAGCCCUCAAGCCUUCAGUGUCUGGAUCUAUGGAGUAGAUGGGCUAGAUGCCACAUGCCAGUAGCCUGCAGGUUGCAAAGGUUGAAAGUUUGACUUCAAAUUCGUCCUGUUCUUCUUUUUUGGGGCUUCUUUUCUCCUCCGCUUGGAUACUACUGACUUAGGCAUUGGAUAUGUGCACACAGGAUGAUGACAACCCCUUUCCUCCCCGUAGAAGUAAAAUAAAAUAGGCUUUCGCACACACUGGAUUUACUCCUGUCGUUCCAUAUGAAGAAGUCAAAAAUUUGGAUACGCGUCUGUGUCCAUUUACUGCUGUUCAUCACGUUUGGGGUACAUUCAAGUAAAUUUGACGUCAACCCAGUGACAGAUGACAUCUUUAGACUCUCUGCUUUGAGACAAAAUAUUCCUAAAGAUUACAAAAUUCCUGUAAAUUACAUUCCAAAAGAGGAGGGUGGGAUGUGUUGGGUAAAAUUAAAUGUCUUCUACUUGGAGGAGAGUUUACAAGAAUUAGCUUGGAAGUUUGGAAAUAUUUCAUCCAACAGAAAAGAUAUUAGCUUAUUUAUCCAAAUGCUCCAAGAAAUACGGCUCAACAUGGGGUCUGUGGAGCCGAUCAUGUACGAUUUUGAGUGCCACUACAGGGAAGAGAGGUGGCAGACAGCGCGAUACUUUGACUUUCUUAAAGAGUUCCUUAUAGCUGCACAGCAUAGAGAAGACUCGGAUGACUGUGAUCCUCCACCCUGUACCACGCCAUCAUACACAGUAAAAACAGAAACAUCUUCUAAAGGAACACCCACAUCCAAGAGUGAAGGCUUAGAGUGUGAUUUGUUGAAAGACUGCAAAACACAUAAACCAGCAAGGCUCCUGCCUGAGGUGGUGGAGCGAAGCCUUCUCUCCCUGCUGUUCAUUCCACUCCUAGCCCUCGUAGUCCUGCUUGUGUGGAAGGUCAGAUCACGAAGAAACGAGGAUGAUCUUCAACAGAAUCCUGGAGAAGGUGGAUUAUUCACAGGAACAGAAGGGACUGCACCUCCACUAGAUGAAAUCUCAGAAAAAAACAAGUUGAACGUCAUUGAAACAGUGUAAUGCAACCCUUCAAUGUUAUCCAGCGUAAUUGGGCUCUACUCUUUUCUCCUGUUGGUGUCCAAAGGUGAUGAAAACCAAACAUGAAGCUGACUUCCAUAAUGAGAUCUCAGAGGUGAAAGGCCUGUUUUUGACUGCUCUUCAAAUUCACAAUGGCUUCACAAUUGCCAUGACCAAGAUUUUUCUGGUUAAACCACGCCUGCUACCGUAUGGAUAAGCUUGCCUUUCUUAUAAGACUGCAAAACCCCAUGCUUUUGAAAAAGACUGAGAUUUUAGCAGAGAGAAACCCCCAUACCAGAAGCCCCUCUGGAUUCUCUGGCUUCCGCGAAUCAUCCAUCAGAACCUGCUGCAUCGUGAACUCUUUGGGGAAAACUUUGCUUCCCCAUUUGCACGUUGCUACAGUCUGCCUGUGUUUUUGGGCCCACCAGUUCAUCUUCAAACAGCAAAGCAGAGAGUGACUGACACUGGUUAUCUCUUAUAUGAACUGAGGCAUGAAUUACUACCUCUGGUGACCCUCACGUUAACCACAUUCUCAACAGCUAUACAGUGUCCUCUUAGUCUGGGGUUUCCCAAAGACUAUAAUGUUAAACAUUGUAGUUCCAAGGUGUAGUCGCAUUGUUUAUCAUGUGCCCAAGGGGCUGUAUGAUGUAUUUAUUUAUUGGUGGCGGCACUGAGCUGCUACUGUUGAUUCAAUUAAAAUGUUUCUAGCGAUCAUUUAAGAUUAAAUUUACUAAUGGGUCACAUUUAAAGAACAAUCAGUAUACUAACACAUCAUAAACCCAAAAACACAUUCCUGAACAAGUGACAUUUCCUCAUCUGAUAUUGUUGUAUUUGGUAUAUAUGACGGGGAUGAUUAGGUUGUGUGAAUGGAUUACAUGGAGAAAAAAGACAUUUAUACAAAGCUGCUUUGACUAACUUACAUGUAGACCAUUAAAACUGCAAUGACAUUCUGUUAACAAGUAUCAGGGAUGACUUCUGUGGAUCCAGGAAUUUUACAAUAGGUAUGUAUGUAAGACAACGAUCGGCCUCCCAUAGUAAUUAUUAGUUAAACAUUGCCUUUAUUUUUUACUUAUCUCACCUUUAUGCUUGCAAGGCAGGAACUGUUACAGGAGAGAUCAUUGACAGUCAUUCCUCAACAAAAGGAAAAGAAA